Salarias fasciatus (jewelled blenny) is the source of this 3455-nucleotide messenger RNA. Its product is annotated as interleukin-31 receptor subunit alpha. The coding region runs from base 118 to 2580 and encodes 820 amino acids. Lineage: Eukaryota; Metazoa; Chordata; Actinopteri; Blenniiformes; Blenniidae. The record is from RefSeq and is a predicted model, not a curated record. The transcript is spliced from 15 exons. Gene Ontology annotation, molecular function: protein binding.
GCUCGGGAGCUUCCUGACAGACGUGCGCCUGGAUUUGAACAAGCGAGCCGCGGCAGCGUGAGAGCUUCAAGCUGUAAACGGCUCUGGAAAAAGAGGGUGAGACAGCGGGCGGCGCUGAUGGAGGCGAGUCCGGCCGUGGUGCUGACCUUCAUGAUGGGGGUGGGAUUCUCAUCAGUUUUCUCGUCUCCGUCAUCCAAGGCCUCCAUGCAGCUCCCGAAGUUAGUCGACUGCGUGUUUUUUGAGCGCACAAAUGUCACCUGCCGCUGGAAGCAUGAAGCCGACUCAAAGACAAAAAAUUACACGCUGGAGAUCUGGGAUGCGGCAUGGGGGAAGAAACGACCUGACAUCAUCAUAUCGAACUGUACUGCGAACAUCACUGAGUGCACUAUGAAGAUGGAAUACAGAACCUCCAGACACGAGUACUGCAUUAUGGUCACAGCCCACAUGGACGGUCACAAUAUUUCAUCUGAGCCCCGAUGUCGGCCUGGGAGGGAAGAAGUGAAACUGCCCUCUCCGGUUUUGAAGUGCAUCAAGCCUGUCCCUGGGUCGUCUCAGUGUCUCGGCUUGGAGUGGGUCAAACCUGAGGAAGAUGAAUUUCCACUGGCAGCGAGUGACAUCCAAUCUGGGUUACUGAAUUCCCAGAUUGAGUUCGGAGCCAAAGGGGAACACCAUGAUAAAGUGACAAACGUGAGCGUGACCGGUUUCUGGUUUAAGGUCUGCGGUUUCAGACCGAAUACCUCUUACAGCAUCAGACUUCGACAUCGCUUCAAGAGUGAAGCGAGCCCAUGGAGCGAGUGGAGCAAGCCUCUUGACGGACGGACAGGAGAGGCUGCUCCAUCCGCUGCUCCGGUGGUCUGGAGGCGACUGAGAGAAAGUCCUCACAGUGGGCUGAGACGCGUCUCCCUGCUUUGGAAGCCUCUGCCACCGGCCAGCGGCAGAGUUCUCUUCUACAACGUGACUUGUCAGACAGAAAAAGAUGGAGUCCUGAACAACCUUAACGGAUGCAAACAUUUGGACGCGACAAAAACAUCCUGCAGCGUACAUCUCCCCGCCGAUCGCUGCUCCUGCAGCCUGACGGCCUCCACCUUCGGGGGGGCUUCACCAGAAGCCCGACUGUGGAUCCCCGAAUCCUCCAAACAAGUUGCCAUUUCGUGGCUCCCCUCCUCAGCGCCGAGCAGCGUCGGCGUGAGUCAGCUGAGCGACAGCAGCGUGGAAGUUGGCUGGACGCCUCCGGUCGGCCCGUCGGUGAGCGGCUUCGUGGUGGAGUGGUUCGCCGUCGGAGAAAACGGCAGCGGCGUCGUGCACUGGGAAAAAGUCGGUCAGUCCAGCAGAAGUCUGGUCAUCACAGAGGGAUUAACGCCAGAGGUGUGUUACGCCGUUUCGGUCCGAGUGCUGUAUGAAGAAAAACAGAUCGCAGGGGAAAACAGGACUCAGUUUUUUUACACGCGAGAAGGAGCGCCCUCUGCUGGCCCCAAGCUGACAUGCAGCUCGCCCUCCGACCACACGGUGGAACUCCGCUGGCAGCCUCUUCCUGUGCAUCGGCUUUGUGGCUUUCUUCAAAACUACACCCUGUACAUCACAGAAUCUGGUGAACCGUGGAGGAAUCUCACUCUGGACCGCGGUUCUGACCACUACACUCGGGAGAAGCUGCCACCUGGAAACUACCAGUUUUCUUUAGGGGCGAACACUGGCGGCCGCUUUGGACGUGCAGGGGACGUUUGUAGUUUCAGCAUAGCCGCUGAGGCCCCGCUGGUGGAGUACGUCCUGCUUUCAGUCAUUCUGACUUCGGUGCUGCUGGUGUUGAUGGUCGUCCUGGCACGCAUUAAGAUCAUGAACGACAAGCUGUCUAAAGCCAUCCCCGAUCCAUCAAACAGCUCUGUGUCCCACUGGAUCCCUAAAACUGACUUGGAGAGGCCGAAGCAGGUUGCAUUACCAGACAAACCCGAGGUCAGCUUUCCUGAGGUCCUGCUGCUCGGUGAGCUGGAGGCCUCGGAUCGGGACCAGGACCAAAGCUAUCGGAGCAUCAGCAGCGUCCGGACGCCUUUGCAAAAGCAGCCCUCGCCGCUGCACGUUGACACGCCCGAGAGCGUGCUGUUACUCAGGAACUUGAGCGAAGCCAAGACGUCCUCCAUCCCAAACCUCUCCGCUCGUCCCUUCGUCUUACCCGACAUCCUUUUUUCUCACCCUCCUAAAACUCUGCCUUUCAUGCCCGCCUUCGGUCCUGGGUCCGGCGACUGGCAGCGCAGCGCUCACAGCGUUGGAGAUGCGAAGCAGCCGCCAGGCGGCGCCGAGUCGUCCGACCUCCCUCCAGCAGACGUCUUCUGUCCUCCGCUCAAACAGCACCAGAGUCUCUGCUCCUUAUCUGACCUCAGCGGUACGUCUCAUUCCUCCUCCUCCCAGCAAGCGGAGGCCAAACAACCCGUUUCUCAAAGCGCCUUUAACUCAUUCCCGUCGCUCCAGUGCGCCUUCACGGCUCCUAACCCUUUCACUGCGGCGCUUCCACCUUUCUCUCAGUCUAUGUUUGUGGAUCCUUCCUACUGUCCGUUACAGUGUGACCCUUACAUCCCCUCUGAUGCUUAAACACUGUGUCUGCAUCAGCAUCAGAGUUAUGAUAAAACCCGUUUUUGUUUUAUUGUGUCUGUUGUAAUCAAUCUGAGCCAGUUUGUUCAUUCUGCGCGCUUUGAUGCUUCCGACGUGCUUCUCCAUCAACGUCUUUGUGAAUAGACUUUAUGAACCGACACUCGCUCAGUUAAUUCCUUAUUUUGUCUCAUCAAACGCCAGAAAAACAAUGUUUACUACUUCUUCCCUGCAGAGGUGUUUGUAUUCCCGUAUAGAUAUCUGUACUGGACUUUAUAUUUUGUUGUCUCGGCCUCUUUCAAGAUGAUUGAGAGUUAGCUGAAGAAUUAAAGCAGUUUUGUGGUCACAGUCAUCCACACUGAUGCUUCAGAAAUUGACGGAUUUUAACGCAUCAAGUUUAAGAUGAUCAAAUUACAUCAAUAAUAACUGAAUGCCGAGACUUCCUGGUUUAUCAUGUCUGAACAGGUCAUUGGCUGUUUUUAUAUUUUGAUGAUUUAGCUUUGAAUCUGGGAUACAAGUUGAGUCGUGAUCUCUGUCAUGCUUAAUGAUAAAGCUGCUGUGUUUACAGUAAGUGUGGGAAUGUGUGUGUGUGUGUGUGUGUGUGCGUGUGCGUGUGCGUGCGUGCGUGCGCGCGUUCGCAUGUAUUUGAACGUGACCCCACACAUUGCUACCGAGAUGCCUUCGAAAAGGUGUGGUGCAUAAUAAAGUUAGAUUAAAGUACAUUAAAGAAGUCCUAUUGGUACAUUUCUUUUUAACAAUGCCCAUUUUAAAACAAUUCUUAUUUUCACACCAAUAUUUGCUCUUCAACUUGUGAAGUUAAAGCUGUGAAUGUUUCAUAGGUAAUGUGAACUAAUGGCGGCCAAAUUCUGAUAGGAAGA